AUGGCCCCUCCUAUUCCUCCUCGGGUGCUACCCCGGGACUCCGAGUCCGGUGGUAAGAGCCUCUCGUCCGGCGCUAUCGUCGGGAUUGCUAUCGUCGCCGGUGCUUUGUCCGUGGGAGCUAUUGCCCUGUUCUACUGGCAUUGGCGCCGACAGCGUCGGUUUGACCUGGAAGAUGCUUCCACGCGAGACAGCUUCGACGAGCCAAUGUCACCAUCAGCUAUCCCUCCGAACGUUGCGUAUACCCUGGACUACAAGAUGGACCAGCAGAAUUAUGGAGGCGGCGACCAAGAAUCUUCGUGCACUUACUCCCCCGAAAAGAGCAUUUAUACAAUCUCGCCGUUGGGAGCACCACCUGUGCCAAGUGCGAUGCCUACACAUCCAGCUUAUAUCCCACGAGCACUGGUCAGGGGCUCAACGAGCCCAAGCCAUCGAUCAUCCUCAACGACAGCAGUUGCUAGCUCGCCUCCAAUACCAUCACAUUCCUUGAAGAUAAGGCCCGACGACCCGUUCGUCCCGGCCUAUCUCAAGGUGGCACAAGAACAAACCGACCAAUCCCAAAUCACGAGCUCUUCGACCUCAGCAACGCCGCAAAGCCUGAUAGAAGAGCAGCUACAACGCCAAACUCAAUCCCCUGACUCUGGCUCGUACUCGUCAGGUCUUCCUCUUCAUCCAAGCCAACGUCAAUCCGGAACACCAAGUCCCGAAUCCAAGGAGCAGCAUCACCCACGCAAGAAAGUCCCCCCACGCCUGAUUCUCUCCAGCUCAACCUUCACAGCCGCAAAUGCGCCAAAGACCGUUAUCGAAGUCUCGGUGCCAGGGGUAGGAAACACCAUGUCCUCAACAACAGCGUCGACCCCAGCAUCCCCCAACGACGCCACAGCUGCCUUUAUAACCGCGGCUGCCUUAAGCAGAAGCAGCACCGGACUGGCCCUUCAACCUCUACUUCCCUUCCCCGUCCUCCUUAUCGAUAAACCCUUACUCGGCAAAGAGAACACAACCAUCAGCGGCCCACUAGCCUUCCCACAACACUACAUCCCACCACCCCGCUCACCCCCUUCAACAGGCUUCUCCCAAACCUUCUUUUCCAACAAAAAGUCCAAAGCCAAGAAGAGCAAGCGGCGGUGUAGGAGCCGAUCAGGCUGGAAGGGGAAACGCGAUUCAGUCGCCACGUUGGACGGGGCGACAGACGCGGAUGAGGAGGAUGAGGUGGAUGACGAAGAGCAGGAGAGCAGCCGGCACCAUCAUAGGAUGGCGUUCAAGAGUCGGCUGGAACAUCAAAGUGCGCACGAGAAGGGCAAGGAUAGAGACAGGAAAGAAAAAAAGAGGAAUAGCGGGAACCGAUACUAUGCAGAAGUUGAAAUUGGGAAUGGAAACGACAUUUGGUAG
Thermochaetoides thermophila DSM 1495 is the source of this 1386-nucleotide messenger RNA. RefSeq lists its product as uncharacterized. The record is from RefSeq and is a predicted model, not a curated record. The transcript has a single exon. Lineage: Eukaryota; Fungi; Ascomycota; Sordariomycetes; Sordariales; Chaetomiaceae. Bases 1 to 1386 code for a protein of 461 amino acids.